AGCCCCGCCUUCUGCGUUCGCCACUUCCGCCUGUGUGUCAGCGCUCGCCUCCCGUGCGCAUCAGCCCCCUUCAUCUUCGCUCCGGACCUGGAUCAACGCAGAGGUUGACUUCUUCACUCCAGAGCAGAGCCGAUAUCCUCCUUUUCUGAUUGGUCCAAACUCCAGAAGAAGACUGAGGAUUGGGAUAUUGUUGCAGUAUCAGAUCUUGCUUGGUUCCUGGGGGCGUGGCUUCUUGAAAGCCCAAAUUUGGAGAUCCUGGUCCAGGGUCCAGAGGAACUGAAUCUCACCUCAAACUGAAGAAUCAUGUGCUAAAGUCCAGCUCUGCCCCAAAACCUCCCACCAGCUCCGCAAAAUGAAUAAUGAGGAUGAGUUCUACGACGCCGUCACAGGCCUGGAUUCGGACGAGUCGUGCGAGGGCGUGUCUGAGGCCAGCUUUAAAGACGCGGUGGUGUCCCAGAAAAACAAUGGGGCGGUGCCUCAAGAGAACGGCAUCAAGAAACACAGGACGUCGUUACCUGCACCAAUGUACGCUAGAAACACGAUCAGCGUGUGGAGUAUCCUCAAGAAAUGUAUCGGCUUGGAAUUGUCGAAGAUCACGAUGCCCAUAGCGUUCAAUGAGCCUCUGAGCUUCCUCCAGAGAAUCACCGAGUACAUGGAACACACUUACCUCAUCAACAAAGCCUGCUCCCUCCCGGACUCCAUAGAGCGUCUGCAGGCUGUAGCUGCUUUCGCUGUGUCAGCCGUGGCGUCGCAGUGGGACAGAACUGGAAAACCCUUCAACCCUCUUCUGGGAGAGACUUAUGAACUCGUCAGAGAGGAGCAGGGUUACCGGUUGAUUUCGGAGCAGGUCUCACACCACCCUCCCAUCAGUGCCUUCCACGCAGAGAGCCUCACCGGGGACUUCGUCUUCCACGGAUCCAUCUACCCAAAACUCAAGUUCUGGGGCAAGAGCGUGGAGGCUGAGCCCAGAGGAACCAUCACACUAGAACUGCUCAGACAUAAUGAAGCGUACACCUGGAGUAACCCGUACUGCUGUGUGCACAACAUCAUCCUGGGCAAACUGUGGAUAGAACAGUACGGGACAGUAGAGAUCGUCAAUCACAGCACCGGGGAUAAGUGUGUACUAAACUUUAAACCUUGUGGGAUGUUUGGCAAAGAGCUGCACAAAGUCGAGGGAUACAUCCAGGACAAGAGUAAAAAGAAACACUGCGUUAUCUACGGGAAGUGGACCGAGUGCAUGUGGAGCGUGGAUCCCCACACGUACGAGGCUCACAAGAAAUCUGAGAAGAAAGGAGACAACAAGAAGAGCAAAAAUGACGAGCUGGAGGGAGCAGAUGACGAUGCAGAUGACAUGCCCGAGGUGCAGGAGACCGUGGCUGUGGUCCCAGGAAGUACUCUGCUGUGGAGGAUAGACUCCAGACCCCCACACUCUGCUACAAUGUACAACUUCACUAACUUUGCGAUGGCUUUGAAUGAGCUGGAGCCGGGGAUGGAGGCCAUUUUGGCUCCAACCGACUGUCGCUUCAGGCCAGACAUCAGAGCCAUGGAGAACGGCAGCAUGGAUGAAGCCAGCAGAGAGAAGGAGCGUUUGGAGGAGAAACAGAGAGCCGCUCGAAAAGAGAGGAACAAGAAUGAAGAGGACUGGUCCACCAGGUGGUUCCAGAUGGGCACAAACCCGUACACAAACAACCAAGACUGGAUCUACUCUGGAGGGUACUUCAACAGGAAUUACCAGGACCUGCCUGAUAUUUACUGAGAUUCUACCCUUAACCCCCUGUCGCUCAUGUCUGCUAUGGGACAGACGCCUUCUAAAAAUGAUAAAUAAUAAUAAUAAUUCAAGCAGUCUUCAUCAAAACUACAUCUCUGAACUCCUACAGCACAAUUAUCAUGUCAACCAGCGGCAAUGAAAGACAAAAACGAAGAUUCAAGGUGCGAAAUUCAAGUCAAGAUACGCGCCGUCAUCUGGACAACACUUGGAGUCGACUUUAUGGGUUUGCUGAAAAAAAAAAAAAAGGAUAAAGAUCUGCACCAAUCAGGUUUUACAUUAUAACCACAAACUUAAGGAAAAAGAUCUUGUGAGAUUUUCUGUCCACAUGUUUACAUUGAACAAAAAAAGGGUUAACUUUACUGAAUUACACCUCUAGAGAAGCCAGAUUCCAAAAGCAGUGCUGCAGUGACACCAGAAAUAUAAAAUAAAUAGAAAAUUGUGUAAAAAUCUCAUCCCAUGACGUCCCUGAACAAGACCGAACGACGUCGAACAAUCUUCUGAUAGACACCUGCCCCCCAAAACACCUGAAGAACAAAGAUGAGUUGAAACUGAACCAGGACCAAGCCAGGACUAAACCAGGACUAAGACAAAACUAAUCCAGAAGUAAGAUGGGACGAAGCCAGGACUAAACCAGGACUAAACCAGGACUAAACCAGGAAUAAACCAGGAAUAAACCAGGACUAAACCAGGACUAAACCAGGACUAAACCAGGAUGAAGCCAGGACUAAACCAGGACUAAGACAAAACUAAUCCAGAAGUAAGAUGGGACGAAGCCAGGACUAAACCAGGAAUAAACCAGGACUAAACCAGGACUAAACCAGGACUAAACCAGGACUAAACCAGGACUAAACCAGGAACUAAACCAGGACUAAACCAGGAAUAAACCAGGACUAAACCAGGACUAAACCAGGACUAAACCAGGAUGAAGCCAGGACUAAACCAGGACUACCACACAUCUUAAGUACUUCUGAUCAGUAUUGACCACUACAGGCGUAGAAUGCCCUACAAGAGCCACACUAAUCCAGGACUUAACCAGGAUUUAACCAGGUUGAAAGUUCAACUGAUAAAAACUGACUACCAAAAAAAUGCCCAAUAACUGCUGAAACUACAGUGUACGCCAGGACCAAGCCAGGACUAAACCCAGACUAAACCCGGACUCAAGUACCUCUCAUAAAUUAUGUUUUUGGUCUGUGAUGAUCAACAAGAGCUACACUAAACUAGGACUAAAUCUGGACUAAACCAGGACUUAGCCAGGACUAAGCCAAGACUCAACCUGGACUCAAAUACUUCUGAUAAAUGAUAUUUUUGGUCUAUAAUGAUCAACAAGACACAAGAGCUGCAUUAAACCAGGACUAAACCAGGACUAAACAGGACUAAACCAGGACUAAACCAGGAUUAAACCCGGACUCAACCCGGACUCAACCUCGACUCAACCUCAGACUCAAGUACUUCUGAUAAAUGAUGUUUUUGGUCUAUAAUGAUCAACAAGACACAAGAGCUGCAUUAAACCAGGACUAAACCAGGACUAAACCCGGACUAAACCAGGAUUAAACCCGGACUCAACCCGGACUCAACCUCAGACUCAAGUACUUCUGAUAAAUUAUGUUUUUGGUCUAUAAUGAUCAACAAGAAACAAGAGUUGCACUAAACCAGGACUAAACCAGGUCUAAACCAGGUCUAAACCAGGACUCAACCCGGUCUAAACCCGGUCUAAACCCGGACUCAAGUACUUCUGAUAAAUUAUGAUAAAUGUUUCUGGUCUGUAAUGAUCAACAAAAAUCAUGAGCUGCACUAAACCAGGACUAAACCAAAUAUGACGUUCCUUCUGACUCCUGUAGACUGAAAACACCCCACAAGUGCUGAAACCAAACCAGGACUAAACCUGAAAAAAGUCUGAAAUACCCCACAAGAUUUAAACUCAUCUACUAUUGUACUUACUUUUAACACAUUUGUUACGACAAUUAAAGUCCACGUGGUUUGGUAUUGUUGGUGGUUAUAAUGUUCUACCUGAUCCGUGUCCGAUUUCCAGCCCGCUUCACUACACUGCUGCGCUGAAACGAAAGCGAAAGUGAAAGCGAAAGCGAAGAAAGAAGAUGAUCAAACGGACAUUGAAAACCUACCAGCAACACUACAACCUGUAACAAAGAUUUCCUCUACUUCAAAAUCUAUACUCCAACUCUAAAAUAAUACUAAAAACAAUGCAUCGAGGAAGUGCAAGUGUGUAGAUGAGAAAAAGUGGAUUUUAAAACGCAAAAUGCUUCGCUAAUCAUGAUUUUUUUUUGUUUUUUUUUGUUUGUUAAUCACCCAUAAACUCAAAAUAGUCCCAUGAA
Molecule: messenger RNA, 4098 nt
Organism: Boleophthalmus pectinirostris (great blue-spotted mudskipper)
Lineage: Eukaryota; Metazoa; Chordata; Actinopteri; Gobiiformes; Gobiidae
Gene: osbpl2b
Product: oxysterol binding protein-like 2b
Exons: 14
Coding region: 353-1756 (467 amino acids)
Cellular component (GO): cytosol; membrane; intracellular membrane-bounded organelle
Molecular function (GO): cholesterol binding
Source: RefSeq, a predicted model, not a curated record